AAAAGUUCGGUGGCGCAAGCUCCGCCGCCAGUCAGUCACCUUUUACCAGCAGAGAGGGAAGUAUCGUUUUGGGGGUUUUAGGAAAACAAAUCUGAAGACAGCGGCACAGAAUUGAAGCAGUACACCGAGGUCAGCGGGAGACGGUAACUAUCCACUGCAUCUGGAGGAAAGUCAACGUGCAGGGAAACGGUCACGGGUGCGCGGAAGUUUGUGUUUACUGAUGUAGUAGUAGCUAGCUGGUUGGCCCUGUUAGCUUGUUAGCGAGGAAGGUGCGCGCUGCUCAGACUGCUGGACUUCAACAUUUACAACUAGCCCAACUUAACAGCCAAGUUAGACAACUGUCCUGUUUGUGGUUAUAACAUUUAAAAACGGUUUGGCAGAUGUUGCGGCGGCUUGUAGGUUUGGCAAACUCUUGUAACGUCAGUGCGGGCCACGAGCUUUGAAUCUUGUGGGGUCGUGUCACACACAGACAGCACUGACACAUAAAGAGAGAAAACGCAUUUAAAGCCACGAUCUUUAAAGUGAAGAUCACUGCAGUCAAACAUCCAAGCGUCCCUGUCUCUGCUGAUACGGAUGAGGUUUGCAUUGGAGCUGCGACCCGUCCUCCUCUUCGGACCUAGUUCAUCGUCUUCGCCCGUGAUGGGCCCCCUGCUCAGCUAGUACGACGCGUGGAAACAAUCCGCAGCCCUCUAACCAUGGGAGGAUGUGUGGGGAGAUACUGGGAAGGCUGGGAGGACACACAGAGCCGAGGCUCGUCCAGGAACGGUGGACGAGGAGGACGUAACGAGCCUCUGAAGAAAGAGCGUCCCAAGUGGAAGAGCGACUAUCCGAUGACAGAGGGCCAGCUACGGAGCAAGCGGGACGAGUUCUGGGACACGGCGCCGGCCUUCGAGGGCCGUAAGGAGAUCUGGGACGCCUUGAAAGCUGCAGCCGUGGCCUUGGAGUGCAACGACCACGAGCUGGCCCAGGCAAUAGUGGAUGGAGCCAGUAUCACACUGCCACAUGGUACUCUUGCGGAGUGUUACGAUGAACUCGGGAACCGCUACCAGCUGCCCGUCUACUGCCUUGCUCCACCUGUCAACCUCAUCUCAGAGCGCAAUGAUGACGACCCUGGCGAUAGCCCCGAACCUCCUGUAGCACCCAAGAAGGAGUUCCAGCUCAAGGUACGACUUUCCACAGGCACAGACCUGCGCCUCAGCGCCAGCAUGGCUGACACCAUAGGGCUACUAAAAAAGCAGCUGCAGGCCCAGGAGGACAUUGACGCCGCCCACCAGCGCUGGUUCUUCUCCGGGAAGCUGCUCACGGACAAGACGCGACUGCAGGACACUAAAAUCCAGAAGGACUUUGUCAUCCAGGUCAUCGUCAACCCGCAGGCCCUCCGAGGCCCCAAGCUGUCACCCACCAACACUGCCUCAUCGCCUGCAUCUGAAUAACGGAGGACACAGAGGACAGAUGGAGGGAUGGUGCAGUAGGUAGUGAGGUGGUUGGCGGACCCUGAAGGACCAGAGGUGCCUCCGUGUUGCUGGAUAACUUAUACUUUUUAAGAACAGUUAUUGUUAUUGAAAUAAAAUCGUACUGUGGAGGUACAAAACUACUUUGGAGCAAAAACACAAGAAAGAAACUCAAAAGUGCUGCUUUCUGUCAUCUGCCACGUGUCAUUAUAGUUUGGGGUUCUGCCGGGUUGUUCUUUAAGUGAAUCCAGUCACCACACUAACGCUGGAGCUCCUCGUCCCCUUGUCUCUUUGAACCAUCUCGAAUUAAAAGCAGAACUCGUCAUGCUGUUGUGCAGCCAUUUCAACCACAUACAAAACAUGCACAUCACGCUGCACAUUCAGACUCCUCCUCUGCCCUUUUAUCUGCACUAAUGCUAACUAAGUGCCAACGGAUGAACUGCAGAGGUGUUUGUGUUGGUUCUAAAGCACAUUUCCACUAUGAUGCCCGUGGACUCUGCGCUGCAAUCCUUUUCUCCUCCACAGAAACAGGAGGGGAAGGCGGAGAGGGAGAUACUGAACUUCUUUUUUCCUUCUUUGUUUUAUUGAGGAAAUAAUGUAAACAGAGCUUUUUUGCACAUUUGAAGAUUAUAACUAUACUUUUGUGGUAGUUUGUGUGCCUUCUACAAAAUGAAACAAAAAAGGGUUAAUGUCCGAAAAGACGCUAGUGUUACUGCUAGGCAAAGCCUUCUGUAUUUUUUUAGAUUCAGGAACUCUUAGAUCAAUCCAAGCUAUAACUGCUGCCUUUUUUAAUGAUUUCAAGAAUAUUGCAAACAAAACAUUUAAUGUGUGAGUGCUGGCAGGUGUGUGCGUGUGCGUACGUAUGUAUAGGAAUAUGCAUUUGGCCCAUAUGAUACAUUUCAGUACCACGUAGCUCAAAGACAAGACUGUUUCCCCGGUCAUAGCUUUUCAGUCAAUCAUAUCAAAUUGUGCAGGGAAGGCAAAAGUCCCCCACAAAAAAUACGAUCUUAAAAGCUGCAUUAUUGACCACUUAAUGACCGCCAGACCACUAGGGGGCAGCAACACAGCCCUGAUGUAGUCAGUUCAGUUGCUUAGGGCUUGUUGUCCCUUUUCUCACCACAUGAUGAAUGUAAGAUCAGUAUUCAUUCAUCCUCAUCAACUUGAUGUGGUCCUCAAAGGAAAGUAUCUGUCACAUUUGUUCGCUCAGUGUUUGACUUUCUUCACCAGCAUAUAAAUGGCUUGUGUGAGCCUGUUUGCCAGAAAUGCCUGCCGACAUGUUUUGGACAUAGUCUGUGUAAAAAAAAAAAAAGUGGACGUAGCCUCCGGGUCUGAAAAGCAAGCCAGUGUGUAAGUUCCUUAACCCUGCAUUCUUUCUAAUGGCCAGCAGGGGGUGACUCUACUGCUUGCAGAGAGAAGUAUAAUUGUAUAGAAGUCAAUGUGAAAACGACCCUACUUCUAACUUGAUUUAUUACCUCCGUAAACAUCUUCCCUAAGAGUUUAUGGUCUCAAUUAGUAGUUUCGAGUCUUCUUCAAUACAGUACAAUGUUCAUUUUUUAAGUAAUAUUCUCAUUUAAUUAAACAAGGUACACUUACUAUCUUGUGAUUGACGGGUGACUACCAUGGCUCUCUGUCGAUCAAGAGAGGUGUAGCCAUGCGUAUCCAUCAGAUCCACUCUCUUGUCCAAAUAUGAUCAUUUCUGGCUCCAAAAAAAACAAAAACAAAAAAAACCCCAGCUAAAAUGCCAAACUCGGCUUCGAAAUGGUCGUCCACAAACCAAUAGGUGACGUCACGGUUGUUAUUUCCACUACUGUUACACUGUCUAUGUUUUUUUGUUUGGGAUUGGUGAGAACCAUCAGGACUCUAUGUGGAGCGGUGAAUCAAAACAAUGAGCUGAGGGCCUCAAAGAGCGUUAACAUCAAGUGUUGAUUCUCAGUGGAACCGGCAGUGCUAACAACUCACAUAGGAAGUUAUUUAUUUUAGUGUUUUAUUAAGAAAUAUCACAUAAAGGGACAGUCCACAGAUUUAGACAUGAUUUGAUUUGACAUUAAAAGCAGAUGUUGGACGAGUGACGGUCAUCAAUUUCAUAUAAUUUUUCAUUUCACUUAUGUUACCUCUCAGUUGAUAGCAUCCUGUUAGCACCAUACACCUGCAUCAACGUUAGACUUUUUGUUGUGUCUGGAGGGCAAAGGGAGGGACGCUGUUUUAGACAUUUUGUGACUAUCAACUGUUUGCUUGCUUGAGCAGAAACAUUGCUUAAAUGAAAUAAAAGAUAAAUAUGUACCUCUUAAAAGUCAGGUAACACAGUCAGUGUUUGAAAAAGCCAUUUUCUCAGUACUUGCCUUUAACAUGUAUGUACAAGUACAGCCUUAGUGAUUCUGAUUGGUCAUCAUUGUGCAGCAAAAGAUUAUUGUUUUGGAUUGUUCUUCCAGCUUUGUCACUAACCACAGUGGCUGCCGGAGGACAGAAACAAAUCAGCCACAGACAAAAUUGCCUUGAAUCAUAUACUGGCAGCUGAUGGCUGAAGCUCCCAUCAGGCCUGACAGUCUGAUUGGUAAAACACAUUUACACAAGGUGGCUACAUUCACACUGCAGCUCAACUUGCACAGCUGAGAUAUUCCCCCCUCACAUGUGACAUAUCAGAUUUUUGUCUGAGCGCUGUGAACAUCAAAAGCUGCAUUUAGUUUCUUGCUCCCACAGAUCAUAUGGACAUGUAAGAAAUUAUAUCUGGCAGCAUGCAGAUGUUUCUCUGAACUCUGAAUUCACCAUGAGCCUGAGACAUUUAUGAUAUGUUUGACUACACUGCAGCUUCUUUGAGCAGUGUGUUAGAACAUAAAGAAACAUGACGCAACCCAGGAAGCUGAUUGUUUUGCUGUUUCACAUUUCUAGUGUGUCAUUUUAAAGGUCCAGUGUGUAGGAUUGAGGGGCAACUAUUGGCAGAAAUGGUAUAUAAUCUUAUUAACUAUGUUUUCAUGAACUUAUAAUAAUCUGAAACUAGUUAUCAUUCUGUUUUUGUUACCUUGGAAUGUGCGAUUUCUUUCUACAUAAGGAGCGGGUCCUCUUCCACGGAGGCUGCCAUGUUGUUUCUACAGUAGCCCAGAACAGACAAACCAUUUAUGUUUUGACAUUGGCCACCAUAGUUCUCAUACUAAACUACUCAUACUACUCAUAGUUCUAAAUACUAAAUGUCAUUAAAUCCUACACUCAAAACCUUUUAAGUUUUGAAAUAUCAAAGAUUUUAAGGGGUUCACAGAUCCAGAUAGAAAAUUCAAGUGUCCAGGGUUUUGAGUUGCUCAUCUGAACUUCUCUUUAUAGGAUCACAUUAUUAGGGCUGUGGAGCGAUUUUAAAAAAAAAAAAAAAAAAAAAAGAUCUAAUUCAUUACAUGCUCUGUGAUUAAUCUAAAAUUGCAUUACAUCAUUUUUUGCUGUCAGAGUAUUUAAAAAUAUGUCAGUUCAAUUUAAUUCCGACGGAUGUGUUGUGGUAAAGCUGCUGGAUUUUAGACACAAUUGUCUCCCUGUCCUCUACAACCAAAACUGGUUUGCAGUCCAUUGCAAUCCAUUUUGCAAGUUAGUCGGUCACAGGUAGACUUGCCGAGAUUGCGUGUGAACGCCUGGUUGAGUGUGGCUUGACGAGGCUGACGGCUAGCGCUAGCAUCAGAGGCUAUGCUAGCUCAGACCUCCAGGUUCGCUGCUAAAUGCUUUGCUAAGAAGUGAUAUUUCAGGCUUUAAGUACUCCAAUGUUACGAAAAUUCCUUACUGCAGAAAUUGCAGUGGUGCUCCUAUCAACAGUUCCAUCGGGGCGUUUUUUAAAUGUAAGUGUUCAUUCACGGGGCAAGCAACGUUGUCUUGUCUGCCUCCAUCAUGUGACACCGCUACUGUGGCCUUCAGUGACGCACCAGAUCAAAGGGCAUCAUUUUUUCUGUGAUGAAUAAAAUCGAAAUUAACAAGUUAUUUUUGACAGCCCUAAUUAUUAUCACUGGAAGGAAGAAGUUUUCAUUUCACAUCUUUAAUUUAGGUGCCUUGAUUUAUAACAACUUGAGACACUUUACUUUUGGCUUAAUUUUCAAAUCUGCAAAAUGACUGAAUUUGAGAGUUACUUUUUUUUGAAAUAUGGGACGCUUGGAAUUUCUAUCUAUUUGUGAACCUUUAAAAAACCACAAACAACAAAAUUCAAGUUUAUGAAAUUGCAAAACUAACGCAAAUGUUACCCACAAUACAUUUCAAAGAGGGAAAUUCAGCCCACAUGUAUCCUAUCCCAGAGACUAGAGAUGCAAAGAUACAAAAAUCUCGUCUUUGCAUGACUGUCGCUUCCAGGUCAUGUUCAGGUCAGGUUUGGGUUACAUCCCAGAAUAGAUAUUCAGGCACUUCAGGGUUGGGAAUCACGACCUGCUUUGUGAAUGUAUCUUAUAUUGUGCUCGUCAUGGUUGAACGCUCACAGUUAAGUAUUUGCUGUUUCUCCCUCCACACACCAAUCUGUAGCUGGAUGUGCCUUGUUUUCAUUCACCGCUCCUGCCACAAUAUUUUCAAGCAGUUUGAUCAUGGAGGGGAUAAAAUGAAACCAUCAGAGUGAAACCUAAUUGAGCCACAGCUCACCACAUGAAGAAAACAUUUAAUAUUAUAUAAAAAUAUCAUUAUUUUGUGUCUUUUCUGUGCAGUUUCAGCCUUGACACUGAUCACAAUCACUCUGUCUGUUAUUUCCAGGCCUUAUUUUGCUGUUCUUGUACCAAUGGUUCUUCUGGGGGAUAUUUCGUAAUCAUUGUCCGCAAACUUGAAUAAGCAUUUUUCUCUGUAUGUGCAAUACAAUAGACAUAGACCUCAUAUCAUUUUUGUUUUGUUCCUCUAAAUCCACAGAUUUCAUACAGCACCAGCUAUGAGUAUUCAAGAAAUGUCAAUCAACAGGUCCAAGCCUGCUACAAUCUGACGCCUCGUGUCAGAGAAUCAGCUGUUUCCAUGUUUGUCACUUUAAAAUGUAUUCGUCUUCUGAUGGCCUCUCAUCUUUCACAGAGUAAAUAUCUAAAUAUUAAAAAUGCCUACACAA
Epinephelus fuscoguttatus (brown-marbled grouper) is the source of this 6486-nucleotide messenger RNA. RefSeq names its product ubiquitin domain containing 1b (gene ubtd1b). The transcript is spliced from 4 exons. Lineage: Eukaryota; Metazoa; Chordata; Actinopteri; Perciformes; Serranidae. Gene Ontology annotation, molecular function: protein binding. The coding region runs from base 696 to 1433 and encodes 245 amino acids. The record is from RefSeq and is a predicted model, not a curated record.